AUGGAGGAUUAUAAGUUUCUUUUUAAAGUAGUGUUAGUGGGUAACGCGGGUGUUGGUAAAACUUGUUUAGUGAGGAGAUUUACUCAGGGCCUGUUUCCACCAGGUCAAGGUGCUACUAUAGGCGUAGAUUUUAUGAUUAAAACUGUUGAAGUAGAUGGAGAGAAAGUUAAGCUUCAAAUAUGGGAUACAGCGGGACAGGAGAGGUUUAGAUCAAUAACACAGAGUUACUACCGAUCAGCCCACGCUCUUAUAUUGGUAUAUGACAUAUCUUGCCAGCCCACAUUUGACUGUCUUCCAGAUUGGCUUCGGGAAAUAGAAGAGUAUGCCAACAAUAAGGUUCUCAGAAUAUUAGUUGGUAAUAAGACUGAUAGAGAAGAUAAGGAAAUACCUCGUCAUAUUGGCGAAGACUUUGCACAGAGACAUGGAAUGUAUUUUCUGGAAACAUCGGCCAAAGAAGCUGAAAAUGUUGAAAGAUUGUUCAUGGAAAUUGCUGUCGAAUUAAUGGAGGUGUUGUCGUUCGGCCGCAUGAUGUCGUACUGGCGUAACAACCGCGAGCGUGUGUGCGGGCAGCAGGCCGUGCGUCUCCCGGACGAGGCGCUCCCUUUACAACUGAGAGGCCGCGGACUGGCCGCCAUCUUGCCGCUCGUUGUUGUGUGCGGCACGCUUACGAGGCGCGCGUCGGAACCGACUUGGAUGACAGCUAGUAAUGCUCAGAGUGACCGCGUUGGUUCCGAGCUACGGUCAAUGGUGACCGCUCCACCAGGUUACCGGUUCGUUGGCGCCGAUGUGGACUCUCAGGAGUUGUGGAUAGCUGCUCUAUUGGGUGAUAGUUCGUGUAUGUGUGGAGGGAGCGCGUUCGGCUGGGCAGUAUUAGCGGGUGACAAGAGAACUAACACCGAUUUACACUCACUUACGGCGGCCGCGGCCGGCGUGAGGAGGGACCACGCUAAGGUCAUCAACUAUGCCAGGAUAUAUGGUGCCGGGCAGAAUUUCGCUGAGAGAUUACUGAAACAGUUCAACCCUACUAUGACGAUAUCUGAAGCGAAGAGCAAAGCUGCAAAAAUGUUCGCUACAACCAAAGGAAAGAGAGUGUACAGGCUGAAGGAAAAAUAUCUAGAUGGCUUCAUAGACGAGGAGUUAGGAGAUCAGACUGUAGAGAUGACUUCGUACCAAGCGAUGCGUCUCGCUAAACUGAGCGGUCGAACUACUGAUGAGAUGUUUGAGAAACCGCGCUGGGAAGGUGGAACGGAAUCACACAUGUUCAACAAACUAGAGGAAAUAGCAGAGUCAUCGUGUCCUCGUACAAGUUUCCUCGAGGGUCGUCUGUCUCGUUCCUUGGAGGCGGCACAUAACGGAGGCGGCACUAAACUGAACUGGGUCGUUCAGAGCGCUGCGGCCGACUUCCUACAUCUGAUGUUAGUCAGCAUGAGACAUAUGCAGCCUUCAGCCAGAUUCUGUCUCAGUUUCCACGACGAGGUCAGAUAUUUAGUUCCAGAGGAACAUAAAUACGAGGCAGCUUUAGCUUUACAAAUAACAAACCUUCUCACAAGAGCCUUCUGUUCACAGAGGGUUGGGAUACACGAUCUUCCGAUGUCAGUAGCUUUCUUCUCUUCUGUGGAGGUCGAUCGAGUUUUAAGAAAGGAAGCCAAUAUGGACUGUGUGACACCUUCAAACCCCCAUGGCCUGGAAAAAGGCUAUGUAACAAAAAGGAAACAUGUGAUGAACGGAACACUAUGGGAUGAUUAUGAGUUGCCUAAAGAAAAUCAAAGUAUAGUUAAAGUUUUGAAAAGUAGGGGAAAUAAUCUUCAUGAGAUCCAAACGCCUAGCGGAGAGGAAUACUUGGUAUCAAUGCCAGGAAAAUUUCGAAAGAACAUUUGGGUGAAGCGGGGCGAUUACAUACUAGUGGAACCAAUCGAGGAAGGGGAUAAAGUGAAAGCCGAAAUAGUUAAAAUAAUGAACAAGGGCUCUAUAAAAUAUUACAAGGAAAAUAAUGUAUGGCCUAAGGAGUUUGAUGACAACAAAAAGGAAGAGAUAAAGGAAAACGAUGAUGACUUAUUUGUAAACACAAACAGAGCUCAUAUGAAAAGUUAUUCCAGUGACAGAGACAGCAGUGACUCUAGUGGCAGUGAUAGUCAAAGUGAUGAUUAA
Danaus chrysippus (African queen) is the source of this 2148-nucleotide messenger RNA. The record is from the annotation of a GenBank genome assembly. NCBI's taxonomy places the organism in Eukaryota, Metazoa, Arthropoda, Insecta, Lepidoptera, Nymphalidae.